Ctenocephalides felis (cat flea) is the source of this 1701-nucleotide messenger RNA. RefSeq names its product protein Exd1 homolog. The transcript has 3 exons. Lineage: Eukaryota; Metazoa; Arthropoda; Insecta; Siphonaptera; Pulicidae. The record is from RefSeq and is a predicted model, not a curated record. Gene Ontology annotation, molecular function: 3'-5' exonuclease activity; nucleic acid binding. Gene Ontology annotation, biological process: nucleobase-containing compound metabolic process. Bases 167 to 1165 code for a protein of 332 amino acids.
UUUGUGACAAAAACGUGGAAAGUUCAAAAUAAAUCAGAUUUAAUUAAAAAUAUAUUAAUUUGCCAAUAUAUGCCAAAAUAUACUGCUACCUUUACCAAUAUUCUGUGAUAAUAACUAAUCAACUAACUAAAUUUCGAAUAACUGUGAUAAAUAUAUUCUAUUUAAGAUGUCUGAAUACGAAUCGGAAGAUCAAAAAAUAAGCAUGAAUGAUGUUAAAGUUAAUGAUCAUAUCAUUGCUGAGACAAAUAUGUACGGACCCGUCGAAGGUGUUGUAGUAGGUUAUGAUUCUGAAAAGUUUCGCUUUCGCUUAACCGAUGUAACCUAUCUGGAAAAUGGGGCCAGUGUUCCAGGCAUCCGUAACAUCCUCAAUCAUGACGUUACAAAUGUCACCAUUCUAAAAAGGGACACUAGUGAUGAUUCUUCGGAUCCAAACAGUGAGGAUGUCACAACUACCAAAGAUUAUGAAGAUAUUAAAAAUCUUGCUAAGUCCUACAAGCUAAUCAAUUCGUAUGAUAAAGUAUAUAGGAAUGCAAUCGAUGAUCUCAAAGAUAGGGAAUACAUAGGAUUCAUGGCUGAAGAUACCUACAUACGAAUAAAUUGCCUUCAUAUUAUUGCCUUUUGUACCUCACACAAUAUUUAUUUCUUUGACAUUUUGAGCUUGGGAAGUAUGCCAAAGGAGAUAAAGCAAAUUUUAGAGAAUCCUGAUGUAAAGAAGAUUACAUGUGAAACCCACACUUUAGCUGAUAGUCUUUUUUGUCAUUAUAAAGUUGAUCUUAAGGGCAUUUUUGACUUGCAGUUAGCCGAUAAUUAUAUAGAGAAGAUCAAAACAGGAGAUCAUCCUAAAACUUUUCUGAGUUACGAAAAAAUUAUUAAUAAAUAUUUGGGGGUUCCAGCACAUAUUUAUAUUAAAAAGCCGAAAUCACCCCAUGAGAAUGCUGUUCGGCCAUUGACAGAAAGUUUUCAAGAACAACUCGCAAAAAAUAUUUCCUUCAUGCAGAUUUUGUCAGUUCGACUUUACAACAAGCUCAUGGGUCCUCUAUUCAAAGCAGGUGAAUUGCGUGCCAACUCUCUUAGGUUUUUGCAUGUGUAUGAUUCUAUGGUAGAAGCUCAAGAAUGUAAAGUGAGUGAAAAAUUAAUAACAGCAUUUGAUGACUGUGAAAUAUAAUCUUCUAUUAAUUUUACUACAGUAUUUUAUAAUGUAAUUUUUGUACAAUUUGAUAAAGUUAAAUCAUGGGUAUGUGCAAUAGACUGACUAAUUAUGUUAUGCAAUCUUUCUUAGAAUUAUAUUUUAACAAUUUGGUGACUGGCAAUGCUACUGAAAAUCUAUCUCAUGUCACCGGCUAUUAAUUUGUAAUAGGAUGUGGAAGUAACACAAUGAAGAUAAAUUUUAAUGAAUUUUAUUUUUUAUUCAGUUUUUAAUAUUUUAUCUUCAUAUUAUAAGCAGUAUAACAAUCAUCUACAAUGUAAUGGCACAAAAUAUCUUUUACAAAUACGUCUAGUUUUGGUCAACAACGUUUGGCCAGAAAAAUACGAUUUAACAUGUGGCCGGUCAUCAAAGUGUUAAUAUAAUAUAAUUAAUGAUAACUAUAUAUAUAUAUAUAUAUAUAUAUAUAUGUAAUUAGCCGCCAAUUCGUUGAAUUAAAAAAUGGGAUAAUAUUUUCACUUGUUCACAAUUUUUAUGUGUCAUUAUUUAGUAGUUCA